This is a messenger RNA of Cimex lectularius (bed bug), 813 nucleotides long. RefSeq names its product MAM domain-containing glycosylphosphatidylinositol anchor protein 2-like. The transcript has 6 exons. Gene Ontology annotation, cellular component: neuron projection. NCBI's taxonomy places the organism in Eukaryota, Metazoa, Arthropoda, Insecta, Hemiptera, Cimicidae. The coding region runs from base 94 to 798 and encodes 234 amino acids. The record is from RefSeq and is a predicted model, not a curated record.
CGGUCGUGAGUGGAGCUAAGCCGAAUUUCUGCAAAACACGGUUUUGGUGAUCGUCGUCUUUAAAGGACCUAAGCGAUCACGAAAACGUUCGCCAUGAAGAACCCUCUCUUCCACCUCAUCCUGUUUCUGACCACUUACGACUACUCGACUGCAGCUGCCGUUUUAACCAGAGGUGGAGGGCCACCAUUGAAAGGCAACGCUUUGGUCACGUCCGCCCCGAGAUUUACAACCAGGGGCCAAAACUACCGAGUCGUUAUCGGCGACACUUUGGUCCUUCCUUGCGAAGUCGAAAAUUUAGGAACUUACGUGCUUCUAUGGAGGAGAGGAGCGUCAGUAUUGACGGCGGACAAGAUGAUGGUGACCCGAGACACGCGUUUCAGGCUGGUGGACGGCUUCAACCUGGAAAUAUCAGACGUGAUGCCUCAGGACGCCGGAGACUACGUAUGUCAAAUCGGUGACGGCGGAAACAGGGACCAGAUACACACAGUCGAGAUACUCGUACCGCCGAGCAUAAGGACGUCACCGGCUAGUGGCCAGUUGACAGCAAGGAAAGGAGGAACGAUAACGUUAGAAUGCAAAGCGUCUGGAAAUCCUGUUCCAAGUAUACUCUGGUCGCGCAAGGACAACUCUUUGCCAUCAGGCGAAAAGGCUUUGGAAGGGUUUUCGAUCACAUUGGAAAAAGUGGAUAGGCACCAGGCUGGCGUAUAUCAGUGCACGGCAAACAACGGCGUUGGAGAUCCUGUCACAGUUGACAUGCAGCUAGACGUCUUAUGUAAGAUACAUUAUAACAAUUUGUAGCAACUAUUAACAAUU